UACAAAACCUCUGCAGCAUCCCAGCUGAUGCCCCAACGCUCCGCUCCUAACCAAGAGGACAGACGCAAGAGCGAGAGAGAAAAUUUCCUCUGUUCCAUUCCAUCAGAGAGCGAGGAAGAGGAGGAGGAGGAGGAGUCAGCGAGAGAAAGUGAUGCUCCCUGCAGGUGCAGACAACUGAGAGGUAACCGACCCCGAGCGAUGGAGAGGAGUCUGUGAGAGCAGAAGAAGAGCUGUGAGAGAAACCCAACAACAGCCGGUGUAUUUUCAGUCGUGCUCCAGCUUUAUUUUCCGGUCCGUCCUCUCUGCUGCCAUGCUGUGUCCGGCGCUGCUGUGUGUCGCUCUGCUGCUGCUCUCACCUCUGGACAUCACAGAGGCUCGCGCUCUGCACCCGUCUCCUGACGCUGUGCAGUUCAUGGAGCAGUUUCUGGAACGCUACAAUGACCUUUUGACCCUGGACGACCUGGAGAACCUGUUGAACAGCCCGGCAGAGGAGCAGUCCACGCUGUCCUCGGGGGGCAAAGCAGCCGAGUACCCCAAAAAUGCUGAGGCGCAAACGCAGGCGGAGACCCCCUGGCUGCGACUGCUGAAGGGCGCUCUGGUCAAUCAGAAGCGAGCAGAGCCGGACCGCUCCCGGAGGGGCUGGAACCGGGGCUGCUUUGGGCUGAAACUGGACCGGAUCGGAUCCAUGAGCGGACUGGGCUGUUAGUGCGGAGACAUAAAGACUGAGGGAUCCUUCUAAGAGUAUUAUAAGGAAACACACACACAUGCUUCUCUGUCUCAUCCCAGCAGCUGUAGUUUAUUCCACGUAUUAAAGUGAGUAUUAUGUGAGCUGUAUUACAUCACAAGUCAUCUCUGAUUGUUGGGCUUUUUAUCUUAUAUUAUGUUUAAAGUAAAUUGGCACUUUAUGUAUUUCUGGCAUUUGUCUCCGUACAGUAAAUGUGAUUAGACGUGUUAAAUCUGUGGGGUGGGGGGGGACAUAGAUAUUCAAACACCUGUGAUUCCUGCUGAUUUUAUUUUUGUUUUCUUAUGAUUUGCAUGAAUAAAUGGAUUUGACAUUUAA
Eleginops maclovinus (Patagonian blennie) is the source of this 1060-nucleotide messenger RNA. RefSeq names its product natriuretic peptide C-like (gene nppcl). Gene Ontology annotation, cellular component: extracellular region. The coding region runs from base 311 to 706 and encodes 131 amino acids. The transcript is spliced from 3 exons. Gene Ontology annotation, molecular function: hormone activity. Gene Ontology annotation, biological process: cGMP biosynthetic process; receptor guanylyl cyclase signaling pathway. NCBI's taxonomy places the organism in Eukaryota, Metazoa, Chordata, Actinopteri, Perciformes, Eleginopidae. The record is from RefSeq and is a predicted model, not a curated record.